Prosopis cineraria is the source of this 807-nucleotide messenger RNA. RefSeq lists its product as uncharacterized. The transcript is spliced from 3 exons. The record is from RefSeq and is a predicted model, not a curated record. Bases 294 to 767 code for a protein of 157 amino acids. NCBI's taxonomy places the organism in Eukaryota, Viridiplantae, Streptophyta, Magnoliopsida, Fabales, Fabaceae.
UGAUUUAUGGAAGAAUAUUUGGCACCUCAAGCUGCAGCCAAAGAUCAAACACUUUUUGCGGGGAGUUGUCAAUAAUGCCCUUGCAACUAAUUAAAUCAGCUCUUUAUCACGGGGAAGUGUGCUAUUGGUUGGUCAAUUUGUUUGCAAGAGCCUGAAACUGUUGAACAUCUAUUAUUUUUGCGUGCAUGGGCUGGACAGGCUUGCAAAUCUUUGUUAGAAGAUUGGGAAGAUGAGGUCUGUCUCAGUUUUCUAUGGUGCUGUAAUUAACUCUUUCACUGCCGUUUCAACUAUGGAUGUUGCUGCCUGAGAAUAUUGGAAAGCUAAUUGUUAUGAGAAUCCAAACUCUUGUUUCGGCAAUAUGGUCCCCUCCCACUGUUGGUGAAGUUGAAGUCAACUGUGAUGGAUCUUUUCUUCGUUCAUUUGGUUUUGCUGGCAUAGGGAUCAUUUGGAGAGAUCAUAACAGCUCUUUCAUUAAAGGCUAUCAAGACCUACAUCAUGCCUUAUCCUCACAAAAAUGGGAUAACUGCAGCUGGAUGUAUCAUGAAUUGCUUGCUAAUUCAUUGCGUUCUAUUGGGUCUUUUCAUCAUUUGAAUCUUUCCUUGGUGAGACGAUCAGGAAACAAUGCUGCUGACUUUUUAGUAGCCUCUGCAUCAAAGGGGGUGGAACCUUCUGGCUGGGUCUUUGCACCUUCACCUCCUGCUAUCAUCACUAACGACCUGAUAGUGCAUCAUUAUACUUCCUUGCAAGCAUCUUCUGUAUUUGAUUGAGAGGGAAUCGGCUAAUUUGUAACUAUUUUUGGUUGAUCUU